This is a messenger RNA of Tachysurus fulvidraco (yellow catfish), 4610 nucleotides long. RefSeq names its product RING1 and YY1 binding protein b (gene rybpb). The transcript is spliced from 5 exons. The coding region runs from base 387 to 1154 and encodes 255 amino acids. Gene Ontology annotation, molecular function: DNA binding; transcription coregulator activity. NCBI's taxonomy places the organism in Eukaryota, Metazoa, Chordata, Actinopteri, Siluriformes, Bagridae. Gene Ontology annotation, biological process: positive regulation of DNA-templated transcription. The record is from RefSeq and is a predicted model, not a curated record. Gene Ontology annotation, cellular component: nucleus.
CUGUCUCCGACCCGAACUCGUCUCGAGCUCGUUUAAAGCCCUUCCCCGUGCUGCACGAACACAAGGCGAGACUCUUAACUCGUCUAGUCAGCGUCACACGGACAGACGAAGAGAAAAGACAAGAGCGCUGAUACAUUUUACUGGAUCUAUUUUCGAUUUCCUAGCGAGACUUUAAAGCGAAGGCGGCGCUGAUUGGGCAGCGCGGAGUCACGCGGUGUUGCACUCGCUUUGCCUCGCGCCCGUCCGUGAACGCGACUCUGCCUGCCUGCUUGCCUGCGCGCGCUAGCGGCGGUUCGAGCUCCGUGGAUCCUCCUUUACAAUUAUUCUUAAUUGCUCGAACCUUCUUUAAAUCCUUUUUUCUUUUCGUGAGACGUUUCUCCCCCAUCAUGGGUGACAAAAAGAGCCCUAUCAGGCCAAAAAGACAAGCCAAGCCGUCGGCGGAUGACGGCUACUGGGACUGUAGUGUUUGUACAUUCAGGAACAGCGCCGAAGCGUUUAAAUGCAGCAUCUGCGAUGUACGGAAGGGAACAUCCACAAGGAAGCCCAGGAUAAACUCCCAGCUGGUGGCCCAGCAGGUGGCACAGCAGUAUGCCACCCCUCCCCCUGCAAAGAAAGAAAAGAAGGAGAAGCCCGAGAGACCUGAGAAAGAGAGGGCCGACGGCGAACGACCAGAGCAAACCCUGCCUGAUAUUGAGCACCCAGCCAAGGACAAGAUUGAGAAUGACCAUGCUGAGAAAGAGAAGAAGGACAGAGAGAAAGAAAUCACGAUUGCCCUCCCAAAGAAACCCAGCAGCAAAAAGACCAGGCCCAAGAUGGACAACCAUCAAAGCCCACCAAGUGAAAGAAACAGUAUACAGUCUGGGAAAUCAACCACCAAGACUAAAAACUCUCACAUCUCAAGCAGACCCAAAUUGAAGAAUGUGGACCGGAGCACGGCGCAGCAGCUGGCCAUCACAGUGGGGAACGUGACAGUAAUCAUAACGGACUUUAAAGAGAAGAUUCGUUCAUCCUCCACGUCCUCCUCGACAGUGACGUCCAGUGCCGCCUCCGAGCAGCAGCACCCGAGCUCGGGCUCCGAGAGCAUGGACAAGAGCUCGUCACGUGCCUCCACUCCUAAACGAGACCUCUCGCUCGUCCACGAUGAGUCAUUCUGAGCCUUCAAACCAUUGCUCUUGGACUCUGUGGAGAUGCUGGCUGUUGUGCAGUUCUCCCUAUGCCCUGCUCUCAUUCCUCCCAUCUGCUUUUGAUUACCAAAAGAGGGACGAAUGUUUGUCACGUCCCCACAUUCACACAAAUGUCGACGCGUGCACAUACAUUUCCUGACUGGAGAUAAUCUUGUCUUUCUGGACCUAUAGCAGAGGAUUAUUCUCAGCAUCACACCUUGGUAGCACUGGAGUGACAGCAGGGCCAGUGAGAUGGCAUCCCCAUGCUUGUAUGUAUUGUUUUAUACUUGUAAGUGAACAUCUGGCUGAAUCAACAUUUGUUUUUUUGGGGGGUUUUUUCUUCUUUAUUUUGUAUUAAAAAAUGUCUGCUGUGCACAAUAACCACCUACACUUUAACAAUUUCCUGAAUGGCUAUGACACUUAUUUAUUAUCUGUUGUAUUUUAAUACUUUUAGAGAUUUUUUCCCCCCGUUAGAGCUUUGCUAAGUAGCAUGGCUGAUGGUUCCAUUUUACAAUUUUAAUGAGUUUUUAAUGAGUUUGAAUUGUUUUCCUGGAGCCCCCUGAGAAUCUCUCCCACAUUGGUGCUAGCUACACUGUGAAUUCUUUGGUUUUUUUUAUUUUUCUUCUUCUUCUUCUUGCUCAGACGGUCUUUCACACAUCAAGGUUCUUAAGCUUAAAGCCUAUUUCACUUUUUUUCUUCUUCUUCCUCUUCUUCUCUACCCCACCCAUCUAUUCUGGUUGUUCUUCUAUUAUGGUUUUGCAGCGAGUGCUAGGGGAAGGUUCUCUGCUGUUCAUGGUGGGGUUUUUCAGCCCUCAUAUUCCCAGACAUUUCUUUUCCACAGUCCAGACUUUCACAUACCCCUGGUCCCUGUGAUGCCCACAUCUGACCUUUUGACAUCUGUGAAUAGAACCUCAUAUUUUACCCACACAGUGGUUGGCUCUUAAUCAACUACAUAUAAAGGCAUCUAGCUAAAAUAUCUGGAUUGGAAAUCCUAUGCUAGCUUACAGUUUAUUCUUAUGUCAUAAGAGUUGGAUCUGGAAAUUGUUGCUCUUUUGAGUUUAUUGCAUUGUUCAGCAGAGGUAUUUGUAACUUAUUGCUUAUUUAUGGCACGUAGGACAAACACUAAACGUUUUAAUCUCGGACCUAGCCGAACUAGUCUGAUUGUAAGUUAUGACAUACCGUCCCACUUUAUAACUUUUUACACAAUGCGUUCCAGCAUACAGUACUUGAAUCACAGUCAGACAUUUUUCUUGAAGGAUUGGAAAAAAAAAAAAAGGAAGACAAAAUGAAGAUGUAGAGACUGUAACUUGGGACUCGGAUGAUUUGCUGAUUGUGUUGUACCACAUGAUGUCACCGAAGGAAAACAGAGGACACAUUGUUGUUUUUUUUGUUUGUUUGUUUUUUGUUUUUUUUUACUUAUCCAGAAUAUUCAGCAGUGUUUCAGACAAAAUCUCACACCUCCCACAUAACGGCCAAAAUAAAAGUAGUAAUACUAGUAAUAUUAACUAUCUAUCCCUUAUUAAAAAAAUAAAUAAAAUCCACCUAACUUCCUUUUGAACUUGUAUUAAACCUGUAUAAAGUAUGUGUAUAUGAUAUGAGUUUUAUUUAUUGAAGGACCAAAGGAAUUUGAUAUUGACACGAUAGACAAAUAACAAUUCGAUAUGUAAUGAUCAUAUGUGUGAUAUAUAAUAAUACAUUUUAAAUAAAGUCUAAUAUAAUCCAUGUCUAGUUCUCACCGUCUAAUUCUUGUCCACAAAAUACUGUGAAAGUUUAUCCGUCGCUUUGGGAAUCCAGCCUGUAAAAGAACACAUCAGCUUUAGAUGUUGUACAUUACCGUGUGGAUACUGGAAAGACACGGGCAGUUAGAGGGUACAAAAGUAUUGCAAUAUUUUCACCCCGGAUCAUCAAACGACUCUUAAUACUAAUGUUCUAGUUCAUGUUUAGCAUCGGAAGUGUGAACAGCUGUGUGAAAGUAUCACUUGUGUAUCACUCGUAAACCAAUAGAAGACUCGGUUUUGCUCCUGCAGUGACGAGAUGAAUUUGAAGUGUUGCGCUUGGUUUUCUGUUCUGUUCUGACCGCAGUAGUGCGUAGUCCUCUAGUGUUCUGUACAAAUGAAGGCUUUACCGGGUCAGUUUGUGAGACAGUAACAAUGUCUUUGCGUAUUUGUGAUAUUAACCAGUGAUUGUCGGGCUUCUGAAAGCAUGGAGUUAUAACCGUUAUUGUCCACACCACACUUCAUCAACCCCAGUCUUUAAUGCGCUUUAAUCUAACCCUCAACCACACACACACACACACACACACACACACGGCAGUUGUACUGAAACGGUAUGACUUUCAUUUGAGAUCUUUUUCAUUUAUUUAUUUAUUUCCUUUUUUUUUUUCUUUUUUUUUUUUAAAGAGAGAGAAUAUGCAAUGUAAACAUGACAUGAAGAAAAUUACAUUGGGUAAAUUCCAGAAAGAAAAAAAAAACAGAAAAAAUGGGGACUUUUACGUUCCAAAUGCUCCCCACAUUUUGACCCCACAGUUGCAGUUGUUGGAACUUUCUGAGCACUGUAUAGCCUACUUUUACAUUUCUUAUGAAUAUAGCCAUCUUCUCACUUGCCUUACCCACUAUCAUGAGCAGUUAGCUAACUUUUUGUAAAAUUGUAAAAAGAAAAAUGAAUUGUAUCUUAAUUUAUUGGAAUUUUUAAACAAACAAACAAACAAAACAAAAAAAACGAAUUUAAACAAUGCUUGUAUGUGUAUCUUAAAAAUGGUGCAAAUGUCAACGUUAUAGGCUACAAACGGCAACGGAGCUGAACAUGUUUUUUUUUUUUUUUAAUUUUGUUUGAAUUUUUUUUAUUUUUUUCAUAAAACGCGCAAGCAGUUCUGUUCUUGUGUACGACCAGUAACCUUAAUUUACUGUGUAAAGAUGGUUACGUUUUUUUUGUUUGUGUUUUUUUUAGCUUCCUUUUGUCAGAAACCCACUUUAUUAGAAUGCUUUUUGACUUGUGAUAUACAGUCGCAUUAACUGUGUGAGAUUUCAAUAUCAAUGUACAGUACACUCAGACGCUUCAUUUUGAUCCUAAUCCGAUGUUGUUGUGAAGCGCUUUAACAGUUUGUUUCGUAAUAGCGUAGGGUCUGUUAGUGUAUUAAUCAAACCGUUUUAUUUCCAAUUUGUCAUUGCUUUGCGUUUCUUGCUACUCGCUGAGUUUUCUUGGUAAUUUUGUGUGAUGGGUUGUGUUCAUUUUCCUUGUGUAAAUGUUUUUGUUUGUUUUUGUUUUUGUUUGAAUUGAACAUUGCUCCUUGUCUAUAGCUUACCACACUGUUCAAAUACUACAGUUUUCAGCAUGUGCACGACUUUGCUCUUUAGAGGCUACCUUUAUCAUUUUCUUCGCUUCAAAUAGAAAUGUCUAUUUAUGCAUUUUUGGCUUGUAGUUUUUCACAAAUAAAAAAUGUUCAAUUUA